ACACCUUCAACAGGCAUCAGGCUUAUACAUCCAGCCGAGACGGUGAAGAUAAUGUCUGAAAAACAAGGUGUGCCGCCAAGGUUUGGUCCCUCAAAAAGAAUCUUGGAGUUGGCACAGCAUAAAACCUCAAAAACAAUCUGGGCCACGACUCCUUGUGAGAAGCUGAGCUGGGGCAACCAGGAGCCGAUAUGGCCCAUCUCCACCUCUGCGCUCAAAGUUACUCCGAGUUCAAGAAUCCAAUUCCUGGCCCAGCACAAAAGAGACUUCUCAGCAAGGGAGGACCCCCGGAGGAAACAGGAGAAGGAUGAGGAGGAGGAGGCGUGCUUCUUUAGGAAGACCAAGCAUCCUUCCUUCAAGACGUCUCAGUACGAAAACACUCAGCGAUUGUCAGCGCCCAAAAUGAGGAGCCGUGGUUCUCAGGAACCGGGGCCUCUUCACACACCUCAGUGUGAGAAUAACUGUCCUAUUUGGCACGUUGAUCCCAGAGUGAGAAAUUUCAUUAUCACUGCGCGAUUGCUGCAGCUUUCACAACCCAAACAGACCCAUCCUGACUACCACAGCAACAGGGAGAGUGCUGCUUCCAUCGUUUGCUUUGCGUCCAGAGAAGCUCGGAUAUCUCAGAGACUCGUCCAGCUGUCGCUGCCCAAACUGAAGCAGAGCAACAUCUGCUGCCAGCUGGGACACCUUGAAGAAACAAUCUGGACUGUUUCAAGAGCAGCAAAAAAAGCCUCAGCAAGUGUUCGUGUGGAGAAGCUGGCAGCACCAAAGCAGCUUCACAAGGACUAUAUUCCUCCACAAGAGCCAGUGUGGAGCUGGAAAAAUUCAAAGACCAACUGAGCUUCUAUGGAAAAAUUAUCUAGGUUUCUAACUUGUUCCCUGCGUUUCACAGCAGGCCACACUAAAUUUGAACCUUUCAAAAAAUUCAUGUGUUCAGCUUUUACUCUUUAUUUUUGAAAUACACAUAGGGCUGUGAAAAAGUGUCUGCCCCCUUACACAUUUCUUUAGUUUUCCUUUUUUGUUACAUUUAAAUGUUUCAGAUCAUCAAACUAUUUUUAAUAUCAGAUAAAGAUGACCUGAGUAAACACAAAAAUGUGAAAAAGUAAUUGCCCCCCUUUUAAAUAAUGAA
This is a messenger RNA of Girardinichthys multiradiatus, 1126 nucleotides long. It is a transcript of the gene spmap2l, whose product is annotated as testicular haploid expressed gene protein-like. The record is from RefSeq and is a predicted model, not a curated record. NCBI's taxonomy places the organism in Eukaryota, Metazoa, Chordata, Actinopteri, Cyprinodontiformes, Goodeidae. The transcript is spliced from 8 exons. Bases 52 to 837 code for a protein of 261 amino acids.